This is a messenger RNA of Moneuplotes crassus, 1143 nucleotides long. The record is from the annotation of a GenBank genome assembly. Lineage: Eukaryota; Ciliophora; Spirotrichea; Euplotida; Euplotidae.
AAUGAGCAUGAUCGAGCAAAGGCUAAAGCAAGUUCAAGAUGAGACAGCUUCGGAGGUAGCAGCUGAAGAAAAGAUGUCAAAAGCGUCAUCGGAGCAUAGCUAUUCACCAGAGACUUUGGAUAUAAUUCAAAAAAUAUUAGCUAGGUUAAAGAUUACAACUCAAAGUGACUUAUAAACAAUGUGAAAAGAGAUCAGAAUACCAGAGAGGAGUUUAAAAACUUGGAUAACGAAUUAGGAAAUCUCCUUAAGCAGGCAGAGGUUAGAAACAAGGGUUUACCCAGUUCAGGGGUAGACGACGCAUCUCUAGACCAGAAGGUAAAGGAAGCACUUGACAUAAACCUUCUUGAUAUAUGUGAAAAGAAGGAAGUUGCAGAAUCCAAACUCAGAGAACUCACCAAGCAAUUUGAUUCCAAAGUUGAGAAAGUUAAACAACUUGAGUACGAGAACUAUCUCCUUCAGAAGAAGAAUAAAGAGUUUGAACAGAAGUUUAUUAAAGCAGAUCAGGAUUUGAAGAAGAAAACCCAGGAUGUAGAAAGACUUCUAGACAUACUUUAUGGAACUGAUAAAGCAAAGGAAUAUGCAAAGCUAGAUGCAGAGAGUUGGAAUAAUAAACAGAUCCGGGCUUAUCAUAUUGGACCUCCUGUGCAUGUCAUGAGAUCAAUGCAUUCAAAGAACCAAGGAAUCACCAGCUUAAAACAAAAUGAACCUAACUAUUGUGCUGAUGGCCACAAUGAAAUCUGGAAAACUCAGGAAGAAAACUUAGUAAAGGAGGAGAAGGAAGAUGAUUCCUUAGAAACUUUUACAAAGACAGGACUUUGGGUUUUGAAAAAUACACAGUCAAUGGGAAGUUUACCAAGUGAGAAUAUUCCUGUUUCAGAUCAAAUUAAAAAUCACUAUAAUACCUUGAUGUUUAAUCAACAAAAUCCUGAGAGCACAUUUGACACUGAUAUGUUUGCAAGGACUGGGAGCUCAGGUCAAGAUGCCAAUAAUCAUUUUCCUAAUACCCCUGGAUUUGAUAAUACUCAGAAUGGACAAUCUCCUCAUUUUGGAGCCCAAAGAGGUCCACAAAUGCCUCAAAGAAGUGGAAGAACUGGCUAUAGUAAUUCUGGAUUUAGGCUUACAUUUAAUGAUAAGAACCAAUAA